CCUCCCGCGCAGCCAGCGCCUUCCACCCCGCCGCCGCCCCACCCCUCCGGCCCAGACCGGAAAUGAGAUCAGAGAGGGAAACCCUGGCGGGGAGACUCGGCCCAAAAAGCGGUGGCCAUUGGAGGCGGCUGCGGCAGCCGAUGUGGCCCUCAUGGAUGAGCUGGUACAUGACUUAGCCUCCGCCUUAGAGCAGACCUCUGAGCAGAAUAAGCUUGGCGAGCUGUGGGAGGAGAUGGCCCUGAGCCCGCGGCAGCAGAGGCGGCAGCUCCGGAGGCGCCGGGGCCGGAAGCGCCGGUCUGACUUCACGCACCUGGCGGAGCACGCCUGCUGCUUCAGCGAGGCCUCCGAGUCGAGCCUGGAUGAGGCCAUCAAGGACUGUCGAGAAGUGGCCCCGGUCACCACUUUCAGCGACUCUGAUGACACCACGGUGGCCAAACGGCACCCGGCGCUCAAUGCCAUUGUGAAGAGUAAGCAGCACUCUUGGCACGAGUCUGACUCCUUUACUGAAAACGCGCCUUGCCGACCCCUCCGGCGGCGCCGGAAGGUGAAGCGGGUGACGUCCGAGGUGGCUGCCAGUCUGCAGCAGAAGCUGAAGGUGUCGGACUGGAGCUAUGAGAGAGGCUGCAGGUUCAAGUCUGCCAAGAAGCAGCGUCUGUCCCGCUGCAAGGAGAACACUCCCUGGGCCUCCUCGGGCCACGGCUUGUGUGAAUCAGCAGAAACCAGGACUUUCCUGGGCAAGACAGGCAGGAAGGAGAGGAUGGAGUGUGACGCCGACGAGCAGAAGCAGGGCUCUGAUGAGAACAUGUCGGAAUGUGAAACGAGCAGUGUGUGCAGCAGCAGCGACACCGGGCUCUUUACCAAUGACGAAGGCCGGCAAGGGGACGAUGAGCAGAGCGAUUGGUUCUAUGAAGGAGAGUGCGUCCCAGGGUUCACCGUCCCCAACCUUCUGCCCAAGUGGACUGCUGAUCAUUGCUCCGAAGUGGAAAGGAUGGAUUCCGGCCUGGAUAAACUUUCCGACCCCACAUUCCUCCUGCCCUCUCGGCCGGCUCAGAGAGGGUACCAUGCUCGCUUGAAUCGUCUGCCUGGAGCUGCAGCUCGAUGCCUCCGAAAGGGGCGAAGAAGGCUGGGGAAGGAGACCAGCAUGAGCCCUUUGGGCACGGAGAGGAUCAGCCACAUCAUUAGAGACCCGCGGCAGAAAGAAAAGAAUAAAGCGCCGGCCCCUGACUUUCCUCACUUUUCUGCACAGGAGUGUAACCCCCUCUCCCCGCUGUACUCCCUGGGUGUUCUUGCUGAUGCUUCUCACCGAAGAUGCUCACCAGCGCACUGCUCUGCCAGACAGGCCAGUGUGCACUGGGCACCGCCGUGCUCCCGCGACAUCAAGAGGAAGCGGAAGCCCACGGCCGCGGCGCCUCCGUCCAGCCCCGCUGCAGGUCACGUGGACGCCAUGGAGCCAGCCACACCAGCACCACAAACCCAGAAGUCGCCCCCCUCAGAGUGGCUGGGCAGGAGCCUUGCCACAGAGAAGGCCACCGACUGCCCUCCGGCCACCUUUUUUAAAGCCCCGCAGGAGAAGAGCCCUGGACACAGCUAGAGAGCCCUGGGCUGGCCGCCCGGUGAUGGCCGGCACUGGCCGGUGCCUCUGCAUGCCGCGUUCCUCCUGCCCGGCGUCCCCAGUGCGCUCACCGCCCCGGCCGACCGCCAGCAGAGCGCUCUUCUAGAAACCAUGUUGUGGAUCUCGUUUUUUAAUUAGCAGAGUACUGAGGCGGCAGUUCUUUAAAAAGAGAGAGAGAGAGAGAGAGCAGGUCAUCUAUGCUAUACUUACCACGUUAUUAUUGCUAGUCCAAUGUUUACCUGCAGCUCUGUUUACAGAACUGUUGCUUUUUUGUAGGUGUGUCUUUGUUCUUGGAAAACUAGUAACUGCUUUUGCAUACGUUUUGUGUAGCGUUUUUAAUAUCCUUGAGGGAGUCCCAAGCCUGUAGCCAUUUCUAAGCAGGAGCAGAUUUGCAUAGCGAGCUAAGGCCUGUGUGGAAUUGCGUUUGCGGGAGAUCCGGCUUUCCCUUGAGCCUGGUUUCUGUCCACUGAGUGCCAAUCAGAUAAACGCAGCAGGUUCUCGGUUUGGGACCUCAGAAGAGACACCAGCAGCACGGGGCUUUGGAACUUCCUCCACCGGCCCACGGAUGGCCCGGGGGUCACCAGCGGCGUGUGGCACUGCUCAUCUACAGCGCUCCUGUUCUACCGAGGGAGGGCCUUUCUGCCCAGAUCCACAGAGGGGCGCAGCGAAGACGAUGGGGCGGGUGUAUGGUGUACGGCGAACUUGUAGCCAGCGGGUUAUGUCUUACUUCACGCCCCUGUGCCAGCCUUUCUGUCCUGUUAGUAUCAUGGGUCAGCAGCCUGCAGCUGGAAUUCAUACUCAAUUCUGGUCAGGGCUCCUCGGGCCGUGCUUUGGGAAGGAGAAAUGUCUUGGUGACACGCCUGCACACUGGCCGUGUUUAUGACUGCUCAGCUGCACGUAGAGCUACAUGUACAGUCGGGCCUGAAGUUGGCUGCUCCGUUGUCAAGAUGAGGAAUAACUGACUGCCUGGAGCCGCAGGGGAAAAGCCACGCUUUCUAGAAAGUAUUAUCGAGAGCGUCGCUCGCGCAGGGGCCUGGCGGACAGAGGCUCUUUGUUUGCACGAACUGAGCGCUUUGACUCUGAAGUGCAUGGAAGCCGUUUGCUCUCUGCGGGGGUCAUGUCGCAGAGGGACCCCUCUCCUGGACCUGGUUGCCUGGUGGACAGUGCCUCCUGUCCCCAAGUGCGAUUGUCACUCUCCCUGCACACUGUCUUGGUGGGCUGGCUCUUCUCUCGUGUUCCCUCUAGGAAUUUUGGUUGGCGGUGAAGUAGGGAGGUGGGCGGGCCUGAGUCCAGUUGGGAAGCGGCCUCAAAGCCAAGUUCGCAUAGCACUUUAUGUAAGACUGAGGGUGUGGCGCUUGUCCACAGCGAGGAACACCAUGGAGGAAGGGGCAGAUGGAGACUGUGGGGUGAGGGGAUGACUGCCACGGCUGGCCCAGCAUCCCUGGGAGCCAGCCCUGGUGCUCAGGUGGUGGUGGGCGCACUUGCCCUGUGGCCCGCGCCCACGUCUGUUGAGUAGACACGAGCACUCCUGAGUUGUUUUCAUCUGACCUGGGCAACGACUCCUGACACACUCGAUUGGGUUGGUGGGUGAAAUCUAUGGAUAUUUCUAUUUUUUGCCUUUGUGCCAAGCUCUGUGGCUCACACAGAUUUCUCCUGUUAAGACUCCGCAGUUCCGGCGGCAAAGGUGUUCCAACAUCUGUCCUCAUGAUUCUGUCCUUCCUACCUGGGAUUAAAAAUAAUCUGUGUGUGCAGCCUUA
This is a messenger RNA of Oryctolagus cuniculus (rabbit), 3369 nucleotides long. RefSeq names its product G-patch domain containing 2 like (gene GPATCH2L). The record is from RefSeq and is a predicted model, not a curated record. NCBI's taxonomy places the organism in Eukaryota, Metazoa, Chordata, Mammalia, Lagomorpha, Leporidae.